Messenger RNA from Anthostomella pinea, 996 nucleotides. Lineage: Eukaryota; Fungi; Ascomycota; Sordariomycetes; Xylariales; Xylariaceae. The record is from the annotation of a GenBank genome assembly.
AUGAGAGGUAUCAACGACGGGCCUUUCACACUGUUCAAGACGAUUCUGUCGUCGAAGCUUCCGGGACUCAUCUUCCAUCCCUACACGAUCUUGGCUGUCAUACUCUGUCUAGAGUCCAUGGCUCUGCUGUUUACGUCGACCAUCCUGGUCGCGGACCUGCACCACGUCUCCGUCGUCGGGAAUGUCGGGCCGGUCAAGGUGAAAAGGAUGCUCGCCGAAGACACCGUCCAGGCUUUCAACGCGAUCCCAAACCCAUUAUACUCCCUCUUUGGGGAGGUUCCGUCGGAGUCGGACUUUGGUGUGGACUCACGGGGGCUAAGCAUUGCUGGCGUCAAGAGGCGUGCGUUUCUCCCGUUCCGCAACAGCCAGAACCGGACUGCUGUGCGCACCUACCAUGGGAAUGCAGACGUGAUGGGGUCCAACGUGGCUUGCAUGAGACUCCGCCCCAGCUGGCCCUUCUGUAUACUCACAAUCAAUGAUGUACAAGAUCCAGACGUCGAAACAGGGGAUUUAACGAAUCGCAAGUGGCUGAACACGGUCGCCCUUGAGAGAAGCUUGUACAGUAUCAUGACCGGACAGACCCAAAAUAUGACCUUCAGUGGGUGCAUAGAAUGCUUACUCUACUUCGACUUGGUCGUCAACGAUGAGAUCACAACGAUCUACAGGGACACGCUGGACCCUACUCGCCGAGCCGUUCUCUCCCUACAGACGUACACCUGGCUGCUUGCCGGAAGCAUCUACGACUCGUACCUCAAAGCGUUCGUGGGCACGGAGGAGGUGCAGGUCUCCACCAUGCAAACAGUCAACACGCUCAUAUGUACCGAGUACGGCUGUGGGGGGCUGAUCUCGGUCGCCACCCUGUUGCUGGUGCACGUGGCCCUCGUCAUCGUGAUCACGCUGCUUUUCGUGACGCGGAUCCGGUACUCGAGACAGUCCCACGUCUGGCACACCGUGUCCCAGCUGCUCUCCGGCGAGUUGAAGGAGAGCCUCAACUAG